ACACCACACCUGAUUAACAGGUGUCAGGUUUUCAGCAGACGCAGGCAUGAACCAGAUCAAUGUUGAGAGGCUGACGGAAUUAGGUCGGAGAGGCAGCGAUAUCAUAAGGACAGUGGCAUUUUCCUUUUGGUUGUAUAGUCACUGUUUAAGCCUACGUUUUGAUUCUUACUAAACUUUCAGGAGCUGUUUUGAAGGAGAUUAUGGAUUCUCAGAAACACCGUCUCGUCGAGGAUGAUACUACAACAUACUCCAUGCCAUUACUGGGGUCAUUCCCUGGGUCUGAGCAUGACAAAUGUCCCAGUCCAACAGCAGAGACUGGAGACCGAACUGCUGCAGCUGUCUGGUGGCAUCCUGUUACUGCUACUGGUCACUGCCAUGAGAACGACAGGGCUUCGUGGACAGAGAGUCGUGAGAAGCAGCUGGCCAAGAGGAAACUCAUCAUCGCUUCUGUUGUCAGCCUGGUCUUCAUGGUUGGAGAGGUGAUCGGUGGCUACGCGGCACACAGUCUGGCCAUCAUGACCGACGCAGCUCAUCUCCUCACAGACUUCGGUAGCAUCAUGGUCAGCCUCUUCUCUCUAUGGGUCUCCUCCAGACCUCCCACCAAAACCAUGAACUUUGGCUGGCAUCGCUCAGAAAUCCUGGGUGCCUGUUUGUCAGUGCUGUCCAUCUGGGCUGUGACAGGAGUGCUGGUGUUCAUCGCCGUUCAGAGGAUCCUUAACGAUGACUUUGAGAUCCACAGCCAGAUCAUGCUCAUUACCUCAGGCUGUGCUGUGGGGGUCAAUAUCUUAAUGGCCCUAAUCCUCCAUCAGUCCAGUCACAGCCACGGUCCCUCCUACCACCGACCCCAUGACAACACAGUCAACCUGUCACACGGCCACUCUCACGGACUCCCUGGUGGCCAUGGCAACACCAGCGUGAGAGCGGCUUUUAUCCAUGCAGUAGGGGAUCUGUUGCAGAGUCUGGGGGUACUGCUGGCUGCUACCAUUAUACACUUCUGGCCUCAGUAUAAAAUAGCAGAUCCCAUUUGUACCUUCAUGUUCUCUAUAUUUGUGCUGGGAACAACUGUCACUAUCCUGAAGGACGUCUUCAGGAUACUCAUGGAAGGGGUUCCUAAAGGUAUCGACUUCAAUACUGUGAGAGAAAUGCUGCUGUCGCUGAGAGGAGUCAAGACCACACACAACCUUCACAUGUGGGCCCUCACAUUGAGCCAGUCACAGCUCUCUGUACACGUGGCUAUAGAGGAAGAUGCCAGUCCCCAGCAGGUACUCAUGGAUGCUACCAAGCUGCUCCAGUCAGAGUUUGGUUUCUCCAGCAUCACCAUCCAGGUAGAGCAGUAUGCAGAGGAGAUGAUCUAUUGCAUGCAGUGCCAGGACCCCACGGACUGACAUCACUAUCACCAUGGGGGUUGAGACUGAACUAUAGGGGCCACUAUGGGAGAUUGUCUGACUGAAUACACCAUGGAGGUUAUUUGAGAACCCUGUACAAAAUCUAGCAUGUGCUGGCUAACUACUCGAUUGAGAUUUGUUAACAGUCUGUCAUGACAGAUCACUAGUGGGGCUAAAGACUCUAUGGACAAGAGAGGUUUCUCUACCCUAUUAGAGCGAAGAAUUCCUCCCAGUCUGUACUGUAUGUCUGUUACAGUAUGCCGUGUGAGGUCACACGACUUCAACAGGGUGGUACUGUAGAUUACACACUGGGACGUGAGGUGCUAUCACGUCAUUUUCCUUAACGUAGCACUUCUGUGGGAAAAGCUCCUGUUUCGAUCAAUAUUGGUUUUUCUAGUAAGAUAACAGACAGAUAGACAAGGUCAACAGAAAGUGUCAUUGUCACACAUAAUGUUUUAUGUAAAAGAUCUGGUCGUGUUUAGAUAAUUACGUGUAUCAUAUUUAUUUAGUUUAUAUUAUAUAACAGGUGUGGUAUAUUAACAUAAAUACUGAAACAUUUCAAUCUCGAACAUUGUUUUUUUAAACCUUUCAGUUUGUAGACCUUUCAGUUGCCUUAUUUCCCUCUUACAUUCUUACUGAUUUACUACCAAGGUGAGACCAUGGUGAUUGAGGGACUUCCCAGAGAGUGUGAGAUUCAAUCCAAGGCGUUUUAUAGACCAGCACACUGGUAAUCCAACAAUGCGCCUUUGAAAGUUAAUUUCCCUGACGUCCGUGGAGAUCACAUUCAAUGUAAACAUUGUGCAUGUCAACUCAAGCAUAAAUUACCUUUAAAAGAGUCAAGAACCACGUUUACACUGCUCUGUAAACGUGCCUUGGAUUGAAUCCAGGACUUAGUUGUUCAGGCUCUGAGUAAUGUGUUGAACCUGAGGAACAGACGCACGCCGCUCUGUGUCGUCACCUCCAUCACCAUCUCCAAGGGAACCUCUUUUACCUUACUGAUGUACUCAGCACAGACAGAGAUGUUCUUCGGCUCAUUUCUCACCUACAGUAUGUUUAAGACACAAAAGCAGAGAUGAGAGUAGUGCUGUAAAAUAUUCUUAGCUGUAUAAAUUAUUUUCCAACAUUAUUUGAUGUACGACCACUUUCAAACCGGGAUAAAGUCAAUGGUAUAUGGAUGUCAAUUUAUACUCUAUCCUUUGAUUUUCUCUGAUGGUGUUUUGGACUUUGUUUUUCUCUGACUGUGUGUUUUACCUUGUUUUUCUCUGACAGUGUGUUUUACCUUGUUUUUCUCUGACAGUGUGUUUUACCUUGUUUUUCUCUGACUGUGUGUUUUACCUUGUUUUUCUCUGACAGUGUGUUUUACCUUGUUUUUCUCUGACAGUGUGUUUUACCUUGUUUUUCUCUGACUGUGUGUUUUACCUUGUUUUUCUCUGACAGUGUGUUUUACCUUGUUUUUCUCUGACAGUGUGUUUUACCUUGUUUUUCUCUGACUGUGUGUUUUACCUUGUUUUUCUCUGAUGGUGUUUUGGACUUUGUUUUUCUCUGACUGUGUGUCAGUAAAUAAAUGAACACAGCAACA
Molecule: messenger RNA, 2964 nt
Organism: Oncorhynchus nerka (sockeye salmon)
Lineage: Eukaryota; Metazoa; Chordata; Actinopteri; Salmoniformes; Salmonidae
Product: proton-coupled zinc antiporter SLC30A2-like
Exons: 8
Coding region: 201-1385 (394 amino acids)
Biological process (GO): zinc ion transmembrane transport; response to zinc ion
Cellular component (GO): plasma membrane
Molecular function (GO): zinc ion transmembrane transporter activity
Source: RefSeq, a predicted model, not a curated record